Alternaria arborescens is the source of this 468-nucleotide messenger RNA. RefSeq lists its product as hypothetical. The transcript has a single exon. The coding region runs from base 1 to 468 and encodes 155 amino acids. Lineage: Eukaryota; Fungi; Ascomycota; Dothideomycetes; Pleosporales; Pleosporaceae. The record is from RefSeq and is a predicted model, not a curated record.
AUGAAUCUGAUAGACUGCGAGAACAUGAUCAUUGCCAAAGCUGUGCAAGGAAUGCGGUGGAUCGCUCUGAGUUACGUGUGGGGCAUAGAUGCCCAAGUAGAGGAUUGCCAGGGUUAUCGCGAAGGGUCGGGUGUAUCGUUCAAGACUCCCGAGACGAUCAAGGAUGGUAUCCGCGUCACUUUGCAGUUAGGAUAUCGUUACCUAUGGGUCAACGAGUACUGUAUUGACCAAAGAGACGACAAUCACCGACAGGAACAAAUUGGCAGCAUGGAUCAGAUCUAUCGAGGGGCAGACCUUACCAUCGUAGCCGCAGCUGGUGACAGCAAAAUAUAUGGUCUACCAGGCGUUGCGUCUACGAAACGUAAAGAUAGAAAGAUCGUUCACAUAGGGGAUGUUGUCGUUUUCUCGAACGGGCCCCGCCCAGAUCGUGAAGUCAAAGAGACAAAAUGGUUCACUCGAGCAUGGUAA